This is a messenger RNA of Dermacentor albipictus, 4336 nucleotides long. Its product is annotated as high-affinity choline transporter 1-like. Gene Ontology annotation, biological process: choline transport; acetylcholine biosynthetic process; transmembrane transport. Gene Ontology annotation, cellular component: plasma membrane. NCBI's taxonomy places the organism in Eukaryota, Metazoa, Arthropoda, Arachnida, Ixodida, Ixodidae. The record is from RefSeq and is a predicted model, not a curated record. Gene Ontology annotation, molecular function: choline:sodium symporter activity.
CAAGAUAAUUUUCAAAAGGGUGCACAUUAUUUCCUGGAGUGCACGUGUUUGAUAGCCACCCCGCUACCGCAAGAAUGCAGGCAGUACAUUCGGCCAUUCAGACGAGGACGAGGUAGGUUUUCUUAAUCGUAUCUUUGAUGCAAAGGCUAUGCACAGCUAGGAUAAAGCAACCAGUUUAGAGCGUUUCUCCGUUCUGGGGCGAUAAAUUAUACCAAGCACCGAUCAUCAUUCGCGCUAAUGGAUAACGAGAGCGAGAGAGUUAAAAAAUUUGUCCAGAACAGCACGCGAUCGAAGUGAGCGUCGGGAAGUUCAUCCGCCCUGCAGUGGGCAAGGGGUCCUCUCAGUCCAGCAUUCCAGCGACCUUAGCUGUCCUCCUCACUCGGUCGACCCGUUCGAGACGGUCAAACGAGUCGGAGGUGGACACCGCUGCCUUCCAUCUUCUGUCUGGCGGGGUGCGUUAAUUAAUGGCGGCACAACCUCCGAUCAGCCGGUCGGAGCACGGCCCUGCGAUAGCUCCCCGUGAGCAAAGCGUCUCGCGCAAGUUCGAGGCCGAGCACGCGCGGCUGGUGAGACGAAGAAGAUGAAGAAGGGGCACCAUGGCGGUGCACAACAUCCCGGCGGUGCUGGCCAUGCUGUUGUAUUUCCUCGUCAUCGUGUGCGUGGGCGUGUGGUCGGGCUGCAAGCUGCACGUCUUCAAGGAGGAUGGCCAGGUCUCGACGACGGACAUGCGCCGCAGGCGGCCGCACCAGAACCGCUUCCUGCACCGGCUGUUCCUGGCCGACAGGAACAUGUCGCUGACACUCGGCAUCAGCUCCAUGACAGCCACAUGGGUUGGAGGCGGCUACCUGAACGGCACUGCCGAGGCUGUCUACACAGACGGCGUCCUCUACUGCCACGCUCCGAUCGGUUACGCUAUCAGCCUCAUACUAGGCGGCUUCUUCUUCGCGCAAAAGAUGAGGACGGCGAACGCGGUGACGAUGCUGGACCCCUUCCAGGAGCAUUACGGCCGCUGGAUGGGGCUGCUGCUGUGCCUGCCGGCCCUGUGCGGCGAGGUACUCUGGACGGCCGCCGUGUUGGCCGCGCUGGGUGACACGGCAGGCGCCGUGAUGGAAGUGGACUCGCACAUCUUCAUCAUCAUUGCCGCGACGACCAUAUUAUUUUACACCGCGCUGGGAGGCCACUACUCCGUCGUCUACACUGACGUCUUCCAGAUAUGCACCACGGCUGUAUUCCUGUGGGUGUGCGUGCCGUUCGUCCUGAAAAGCCGCGGCGUGGGAACUGUGUCCGGUCCCCAGACCGACUGGCUCGGCCACAUUCCGAUGGCGAACGUCGGCCAGCUGCUCGACGCCUUUCUUAUGACCGCUCUCGGAGGCAUCCCGUGGCAGGUCUAUUUUCAAUGCAUACUGGGCUGCAAGAGCGACUUCGCCGCCCAGGUGCUUUCCUAUGUGGCCGCCAUAGGAUGCGUCUUCAUGGCCUUGCCACCGAUGAUCAUCGGAGCAGCAGCUAAGACGACAAACUUCACGGCAGCGGGCUACCCGGGCCCGUGGCAGCUGAGCGACAAGUCCAGCGUGUUGCCGCAGUCGAUCCGCUACCUGACUACGCCCGUGGUCUCCAUCAUGGGCAUGCUGGGCAUCACGGCGGCCGUCAUGUCGUCCGCCGACUCGUCCAUGUUCAGCGCCUCCGCCAUGGUCACCAAGAACGUCUACCACGUGCUCAUACGGCCGGACGCGUCCGAGACGGAGGUGGCCGUGAUUUUGCGAAUCGCGAUCUGCUUGAUCGGCUCCACGGCCACCUUCCUGGCACUGUCGGUGCAUUCGGUGUUCGAACUGUGGACACUGUGCUCGGACGUGGUGUACGUGCUCCUCUUCCCGCAGUUCGUGUGCAUCUUCUACCUCAAGGACUCCAACACCUAUGGCUCUAUCAUAGCGUUCGUGCUGGGUGCCUACUCGCGCUGGUUGUGCGGCGAGCCGACCGCGGGCUCGACGACGUCGACACGCGUGCAACCGCACGAGCCCGAGCGGGUCCAGCAGUUUCCUUUCCGGCUGGCCUGCAUGGUGCUAAGCCUCGCCGCGCUCGUCAUCGGCUCGCUGGUGUCCGCCAUGGCGUUCGAGAAGCACUGGCUGCCGCCGCACUGCGACGUGUUCGGCUGCUUCCGCGCGCCGCAACACGGAGAGGGUUCAAGCCGACGCGACGGCAAGCUCUGGACCAGACCCGAAGUCACCGAGUACGAGCAGACCAUCAAGACAGGUGCGGAGAGCGUCAGGUCGGAGCUGAGCGAGCACUCGCAGAUGCCUGCCGGGAGGUCGCGCGCGACGAGCGAGGCCGUCUUAGAGACGUCCGGCAAGAGCGAUCGCAGCCAGAGAACGACGGGCUCGAAGAGGUCGGGCUCGAGGAGACGACGCAAGUCUAGGGCUGCUGCGGCUUCCGCAAGGACGCCCGAGACGAGCAACAGGGGUGGCCACGUCGGCAAGCAUCGGCAGCACCACGCCAAGAAGGCAAUCAACGAAACGCACAUGACCGUCAAGGAGGCGGAGAUAUCCGGCUCCUCUCGGAGGGGGCGCCAUGGCAGCAGGCUCCGGCACAAAUAGUGCCUGCGGGGGAGCGAACGAGCGGGCGCGGUUUCUUCCUGGACUAUACGGUUCCUCGAUGCCAGCGCGGUAGCACAUCCCCCGUCCUGGACCGGGACCAUGCUGCGCCGCCUGCACCGCAGUACCAAGGACGGUCGCACCCGGUCCUGGGGCGAAAUCGUGCUUAACCGCAGCAUGGCAUCAGGACCAAGGAAGGCCUCGCUCGCCGUUGAGCUUCGCCGUCUUCUUCUUAAUAUGUGUUUGUGUGUGCGAGAAGCCGGAUGUGUGUGUGUGUUGCGCCGGGUAACCGGGGUAGUAAAUCGACAGCGAGUUCAUAGCGAAGACACUGGCGACGCGCUUGCCACAAGUGCGGAGGACACUGACGAUGGUUCGGCGAACCAAAGUACGGUCGCCAGGCACAUUCGUCUGGUGGAAACGUUAGUUCAGCGAGAACUCCCGUAUGUCUGGGACGACGACGGCCUGGGCAGGACGCUUUCUUCCAGCACGCAUUCGGUGGUGCAAACGUGGCUACCAAGAUCGCGCAUGCGCACCUCUGAGGCCACGGUACAAGCUGCCAGGGAGGCUUGCCCUUUGUGCCGACUUGGCUGGUUAAGGGGAAGAAUGGGCCGCGUGACUGGAAGCCAGGACGUCAAUCAAUUGAGCUAAAUUAGCUGUAAACUUGGCAUGCUGAACUGUGCAGGUUUCUGCAGGCACGGGACAGCCAAACGCUGUGCCUGUUUUAUAUAUGGUCAACGUUAAUAAUUGCGUGUUAUUUGAAAUGAAUACCUAAGCGAAAAGUCUAGUCUUCUAGUUACUAAACUUUCGCUUAAAGCAUGGUCCCAAUUGGGGCGCCUGAAAAACAUCGGCUCGGUUAUUCACAAGGCUGUUUCAAACAUUGGAAAAUCACUUUGUACAUGCAUAGGAGUCGCCUCAUCCAGCUGUCUGGCUUGGUAUAUAGAUGAAGUGGUCCAACGCAAAAAAAAAAAGCAAUGAGUAUCUGGCGACUCUUUUAUACAUUACUCAUAUUAGAGUGGAGUGCGGUUACAAUCAUCUCGCACGUGUAAUUGCACAAACGUAUUAUCGCUAAUUCGCUCCCCUAUCGUCAUUGUACAAAUGUUUACCAUUGCAAACGUACUACAACGGGAUGUGCGAGAAUCCUUAAAACUGGAGUUUAGGGGACCGCCAAUUAUCGCCCGCACAAAGGAGCUGCUGGCACUCUAUUGCUUGUAGGCUUAGGCGGACGUGUAAUGCGCUGCAAUAUACGUUUCUGCUCUUUUCUCCCGCAAACCACAAAUAGACAACGUAAGACGUCGCUUCAUAUUUCUACGCGUCUGUCCAAACGGAUAUACCUGCUGGUGAGUUCUUCAGUAUAAGGCCGCUGACCUAGCAGCACAUGCUGCUGUGCAUGCAGAUCAGCAGGUGAGCUGCUCAGGUGCCUUAACAUUUUCAACGUGCCCGAUGCAUCUGCGGUCUCUACUCGUGUGCUCCCUCCGUCUGAAGGUCUAACCGGUGAAGCAAUAAAAUGUUGCAGCAUGCCACGAGGCGAUCGACGAACAAACUUAUUUGUGCUCGUCGUCGGAGCUAUGUGUGUGCGUUUGUGCAGUCCUUGCAUUGGCUUGCACGUGCUUCACCGCGAAUUACUUUCGCUGGAGGAGUUCAUGUUUUCUACAGUGUAGGCACAGUGCGCGGUGCUUUACUUCGCGGUGAAUAAAAUGCCCCUUUGGUUACGGUAUUCGAAAAUGCGAAGCGCGUAUAAAAACGAAGGCCAU